Messenger RNA from Microcebus murinus (gray mouse lemur), 6534 nucleotides. It is a transcript of the gene ZNF24, whose product is annotated as zinc finger protein 24. The record is from RefSeq and is a predicted model, not a curated record. Gene Ontology annotation, biological process: regulation of transcription by RNA polymerase II. Lineage: Eukaryota; Metazoa; Chordata; Mammalia; Primates; Cheirogaleidae. Gene Ontology annotation, molecular function: RNA polymerase II cis-regulatory region sequence-specific DNA binding; DNA-binding transcription factor activity, RNA polymerase II-specific.
AAACUAACAGAGAACGCUGGGCUGUUCGAAGAGAGGCCGGAGGCCAACCACAGCCUCAAUGCGGUCAUUGUCGUCGGGCCGCCCCUCCCCCGCCCGGAGCGCAUCUCCAUGGCAACGCGGGCUUUGCCUCUCCCCGCCUCCUCGGACCCGCAGACCGGAAGCAGUCCGCGCCGGGGGCUUCUGGGAAACGGCUUGCGAGCGGCGUUUCUGCGUCUGCCGUGGACAGCGAAGCUGUUGCGGUUCCUGAGCCGGAGGGUUGCCUGUGAAGAAAACGGGGUAUUUCCCUAAGGCUUAUAUUCUGCCUUGAUUGUCUUUUCUUGAAGUAUUAUAAAUCAGGAUGUCUGCACAGUCAGUGGAAGAAGAUUCAAUACUUAUAAUCCCAAAUCCAGAUGAAGAGGAAAAAAUUCUGAGAGUGAAGUUGGAGGAGGAUCCUGAUGGCGAAGAGGGAUCAAGUAUCCCCUGGAACCAUCUCCCUGAUCCAGAAAUUUUUCGACAGCGAUUCAGGCAGUUUGGAUACCAGGAUUCACCUGGGCCCCGGGAAGCUGUGAGCCAGCUCCGAGAACUUUGUCGUCUAUGGCUCAGGCCAGAGACACACACAAAAGAACAAAUCUUAGAGCUGGUAGUGCUAGAGCAGUUUGUUGCCAUCCUACCCAAGGAGCUACAGACUUGGGUUCGCGAUCAUCAUCCAGAGAAUGGAGAGGAGGCAGUGACGGUGUUGGAGGAUUUGGAAAGUGAACUUGAUGACCCUGGACAGCCGGUUUCUCUCCGUCGACGAAAACGGGAAGUGCUAGUAGAGGAGAUAGUAUCUCAAGAAGAAGCUCAGGGAGUACCAAGUUCUGAGCUUGAUGCUGUGGAGAACCAGCUUAAGUGGGCAUCCUGGGAGCUCCAUUCCCUACGGCACUGUGAUGAUGAUGCUAGGACUGAAAAUGGAGCGCUAGCACCAAAGCAGGAGACUCCUUCGGCAGUAGAAUCUCAUGAAGCUCCUGGCAUACUCAAUAUAGGUGUUCCUCAAAUUUUUAAAUAUGGAGAAGGCUGUUUCCCCAAGGGCAGGUUUGAAAGAAAGAGAAAUCCCUCACGAAAGAAACAACAUAUAUGUGAUGAAUGUGGAAAACACUUCAGUCAGGGCUCAGCCCUUAUUCUUCAUCAAAGAAUUCAUAGUGGGGAGAAACCUUAUGGAUGUGUUGAGUGUGGGAAAGCAUUCAGCCGAAGUUCCAUCCUUGUGCAACACCAGAGAGUCCAUACUGGAGAAAAACCUUACAAAUGUCUUGAAUGUGGGAAAGCCUUUAGCCAGAAUUCUGGGCUUAUUAAUCAUCAGAGAAUCCAUACUGGGGAGAAACCUUAUGAAUGCGUUCAGUGUGGGAAAUCCUAUAGUCAAAGCUCCAAUCUUUUUAGACAUCAGAGAAGACACAAUGCAGAAAAACUUCUGAAUGUUGUGAAAGUUUAAGAAAUUGAAAAAAAAAAUCAGCACUCAGGUCUUUUCUUCAGAAAUGAAGAUAAAAUUUAAAACAUGAAAUGAUACAGAAUAGUUUUUUCCCUACUGACUGUCAGAAAAUCUACUGGGAAAUGUAAAAAUUCUUCACUUACCAUUAUUAUUUUAUCUUGAAAGAAAUGGUGUCGUACCUGCCUAGAAACUGAAAUUUUAAAUUCAGGUGUUAAUACCUAAAUUUUCUUUGUAAUGUUUAUAUUCUCUAUUACUUUUCCAAAUAAUGAGCUACCUGAUUCUUUAUUCCUUUCUUAAAAGUCUCCCUUUUUUAGGCAAAUUAUUUCUGUGUUGAUCAUCGAAAUGCUUUUUAUAAGGAUACAUUCCCUUCUACAUUAAAAGGCAACAUAGGAGUUAUAAAGUCUGAAAACCACCUGAAACAAUUUUAAAACCAUCUUUUAAAAAUUUGCCCUUGUGUUCAUUUUACUGAAUUUGAAUAUGCAUUUGAGAAUAUAGAAGAUAAAGGAUGGCUAAAAGCCUCAAAAGUAAAAUGAGCCAUAGAUCUCAAAUAAAUGAUGCUAACAAAACAUCAAAAAAUGAAUAGGACACCUAGAUGCGGGAAGAUAUGCAAAUACUUUGAUUUAAGAAUUGAAGUAUGUCAAGAAUUUUAUUUAAAUUCAGUCAUCUGCCUGCAGGAAAACUCAAAAACCACUCAUCCUACCUGUAAUUUGGAGGCAUCUUACUAAUGAAAAUAAAGUUCUCCCAUAUAUCAUUAAAAAACAGUCUGAACAAUAAACAAUUAUAAAACUUUAAAGGUGGAAAUUAUAACGGGAGAAUUUGUAGUGAAUGUCAGUGUUGGAAGGGCAAAUGUAAACAUAAGGGUAAUGGUCUGUCUUGGCUUUUAGAAAAAGACUUGAAGAUCUAAUUCAUUAUUAUUUGCCUUUAUCUUUGUUAAGGACAGAAAAUUCCAUGACAGGUAUACAAGUAUCAGGUUUGCUAUUUUUUAUUCCUUUGGUACAAAAGGGUUGAAUACCAGGCUAAAAAAGCAGCCAUGCAUUUAUUAAACAUUUUCUACCGAUAAGGCACUGUGCUAGGUACUGUAAUCCUACCAUAAAUAGGUAGGUAUUUUUUCCACUGUAAAUCAUAGGGGGUUUGGUACAAAGCUGUUUCACAUGAGUCAGCCUCUUCCUCUUGUCUGAGCAUUCCCUGGGGAGGUCACCUCUGAGAUUCCCAGAGCCAUAGUUCUCUUACCAGGGCAUUAUAUUGAGGGGGGGAGGGGCUUAGCUCAAAGAACUGGCCAGCUCUCCAGCAUUCUUCAGAGGUGAGUCCAAGAUACUCUAUAUCAGAGCUUGGAGGUUUGUGAAUCUUUUAAAAAAACUAAUCAAUCUCUAGUAGCAUUGAGGUUGUACCUCCAUGUUAAGUUGAAUGGACUAUUCUAUUUAAAAAAUUACAACUAGACCUUUAACUAGUUUAUUAACUAUGAGAAUUGAUUGAACUAUUUUUUUUAAUUUUUAGUCUUAACACAUUUUUAAAAAUGUAUUAAAGUAAUACAUUGUAGUAGUAGGAUUAUAUACUCCUUGGCUGAGAAUCCCAAGUACUGUGGUUCUACUGUUUAGUGGAAAACUCUGGAAGGUAAAAUAUAGAAAAUGAGAAAAUGCUUUUUUAUAAUGGGUAUCAUUGUGUGGAAAAUGACCCAUGUGAAUUACAAGUAUUUCAUAGUUCAGAGAUUUUGGUUAUAUCUGGUGCUUGGAUCAAGUCGAAAAAUGGAAGGUGAGAUUUGCAUGAGCCUAUUAAAAAGCAAAGUAAUAAAUGCAAGGCCAGCUGGUUGAGAAGUGAGGAAGAAUGGAACUUGUUUAUAGGUUUUCUGAUAACAAUUAUAAUAAUAAGAAAUGUGCUUUAUAGAUUAAGAUUUAUUGAAGUAUAAAUAUGUAGUAUGAUAUAAUGUAUUUUAAGUUAUACAAGAAAACAUAGGGACUUUUGUUUGGGUCUUUUUCUCUUUAUGGCUGAGAGGAAGCAAGUCAUUGUCCAAUAAAGCUAUAAAUUCCUCUGCUCUAAGAUAAAAUCAUCUUGAGUUGAUUGAUUUAUUUAUUUAUAACUGGCUUCUUUCCAAGUAGGUUUUGAGGUGGCAUAUUUGGAAGACUGCGGGGAUGACAGAAUUCUUUUAUCAGAGUAGGUAAGAAGGGAAGCAACCUCUCAGUGGCUGAAAUGCCACAUUUUUAAGAUCUUACAACUUUCCUUUAUGCAAGGAAGCUUCCUUGUGGUAGAUUUUUCAUAAAUGCCAAAGAUAUUUGGUAAUGUGAGAGCAUAGAAAAAGUAGUGUUAGAGUUGGCAAAUAUGUUUUUGUCUUGCCAGCUCUAAUACCUGUGUAUUGUUUGGAAGGGAUUAUGACUGAGCUAAGGCAAGGCUCUGUGGGGGAAAAGGGAUAAGAUGGUGGUACACAGGAAAAGGCCAUGGUGAAAUGUGUGCUUGGUUAACCUUAGUCCUCAUUAGACAAAUUGAUUUUAAUAACUAUUUAGUGAUUUAUGAUUUCAUCCAGACAUUCAUUUAUACCCAUGCAGAUAAGGCAAUUUGGGGGAGUGCCCAACCUCUAUUGAAAUGGUGAUGUGGCAGUUGCCAUGCAGUGGUGCAUAGCCAGGGCAUCUAUUUGGUUAGCAAAUGAGCAGAUGUAUUAGGGCAUGCAGACUACUGAUAACCUGGCCACUGAGCAUUUGUUUGUUGCUGCUAAAUUUUCUUCUGAUUUUGUUGGAGGUUAAGCUCUCCACAUUCACACCUAGUUGACACUUAGUUCAUUUAGCAGUAUGUCUCAUAUUUGUGUAAAUCAAGGGGAGGGAUACAUGAAUUGAAAUAAUCAGCAUAUCAGGCAUUGAAUUAGAAACUGUACCUAUCUCAGUUACAUUCGUAGAUCAGGAAAGCAAGAUUCAGAGAUCAUGUGACUUGCAUGUGGCCAGUUAGAGCUAAAAUUCAAAUCUAGUUCUGUGGAUUCCAGUGAUAUAUUUACUAUGUUAUGAGUGAUGGCUGUUAAGCCUUGGUUAAUAAAUUUUAUGCUUUUAUCUUUAUGGUUAACGAAUGUGGAAGCUAUUAAACAUGCUGGUUUGAAUUUUUACAGUACAGAAAUGUAAAAUGAAAAAGGACAUUUCCUUUUACAGUAUUACCCAGAAGUGAUAAUAGUUUGGUUUGUUGUUCUUCCAGAUAUAGGCAUAUAUAUAUUUAAUCAAAAAUGUGUUAAUAGCUGACACUUGUUGCUGUGUAGGAGCACUAUUUGAAGUGCUCUAUCGUGGAUUGACUCUUAAUCCUUAGCAACCAUAAGAGGUAGGACGUACCCUCAUUUUACAUGUAUUACACUGAGACUUGCCUCUCCUCCCUCUCACUGAUACAGCCAUUCUGUUUUCAUAACUACAUACUUUCAUAACAUAUUAUUCUAUUGCAUGAAUAUAAUUUAUUUAACCCCAUAUUGAUGGAUAAUUAGGUUCAUUAUAGAUAAAGGUAUAGUAAAAUAUCCCUGUAUAUGUGUUUUGCUACUUGUGUGGGUAUUUCUGUAAGAUAAAUAGCUAGAAAUGGAUUUUUUGGGUCAGAGAGUGCACAUUUGACAUUUUGAGAAAUACCAAAAAGAUUGUACCAAUUUACAACUCCAUCAACAGUAAAGGCACCUAUUUGCUUACACUCCUGCCAAUCCUGAAUUCUUAAAAUUGCCAAUUUGAUAGGCAAAAUUUGUUUUAUCUUUCAUUUCUUCAUUAGGAGGAACAUCUUUUCAUGUUUGUUGGUCAUUUGCAUUUCCUGUUAUGAAUUGCUUUUGUCCAUCUUUUUUUAAUUAUGAAAGGAUAAAUGACUACUCAUACAAAACUUAAAUGAUACACAAGUGUAAGAGCAAGGAGAGACCCUUUUCUCCAGUGUUUCCAAUCAUUCCAUUUCUUGCCGUUUAGCAUACCUCCUUUCUAGUCCCUUUUCCAUACAUUUCCAUAUGAACAUACCCUUAAAAACACUAUUUUUACAUAAAUAGGAUCAUAUAUAUGUAUUGUUCUGUAGCUCACAUUCUUUGGGGGGGGUCUCAAAAACAUACUGAGGUCUUUAUAUUUCUUUUAUGGUUGAAUAGGAUUAAAUACUAUGAAGAUACCAUUAUUUAAAUAUUCCCUUAUUUUUUUUCUCUUGCUAUUGCAUUGCCAAAGUAAGCAUCUGAUUGAGAUGUCUUUGUGCAUGUGUGUGAGUUUCUUUAGGCUGGAGUCCCAUAAGGUGGAUUGUUGGGUCUAAGGGUUUGUUCUCUGAUAGACCUACCUUAACCUUCCCAAAGGCCUUCAUAACUUUGUAUUUUCACCAGUUGUAUGAAAAGUAUUUGUUUCCCCAUAUAGCCUUACCUACUUUUGAUAGUUUUUAUCUGUUGGGCUAAAAAGAAAAAGGAAUCCUUUCAUAUUUUGCAUUUCCCUGAUUAUCAAAAAUUGUGAGGUUGGGUUAUUUUCAUGUUUAUUGGCUAUUUAUAGUUUUACCAUGGAUUGUUUGUAUCCUUACCUGCUUUUCAUAUGGGUUAUUGUGGAUAUCUUGGUUUUGUUUGUUCAGCAUCUCUUUCCCCAUCUUCUGGUAACAGAACCUUUAUUUAUUGUGGGGAACCCAUUCCCUGUGGCUUAGGUGAGCCAUGACCAGGUCUGGGCUCCUGAGUCCCGGAGCUCCCUAGCCACAGCAAUUAAAGAAUGGGCAUAUAAUUUAAGCCAGGCUAAGGAGAGCCCUCAACAGAACUUCUGCCGGAACUACUGGAAAGAAGGCUUUAUGGAGAUCCUAGGAACCAAGGACCCUAUAAGCCUGAAUUUGUAACCAUGUGGAGAGAGUCUAUGUGAGGAGAAACUUGGAGGCUAGCAGAAAUGGAAAGAGAACUAAGUUUUGAUGUCAUUUUUCUGGAGGCCCUAGAUCCAGCUGUGCCUAAAGCCUGCCCUACCUCCGGACUUAAAAGUUUUGUGAGCCAAUAAAGUCCCUUUCUUGUUUAAGAUAAUUGAAUUGGGUUUCUGUCCUGAUUAAUAUAGGUUAUUUGUAUUUUCUUAUUGAUUUGUAGAAAACCUUUGUAAUUUUAAAUUUUAGACUUAUACUUUAUGCACUGUAUAAGUUAAUAAAAUUAGCAUGGCCUUCCAUGA